Molecule: messenger RNA, 1177 nt
Organism: Lotus japonicus
Lineage: Eukaryota; Viridiplantae; Streptophyta; Magnoliopsida; Fabales; Fabaceae
Product: protein DMP9-like
Exons: 1
Coding region: 309-1034 (241 amino acids)
Biological process (GO): endomembrane system organization
Source: RefSeq, a predicted model, not a curated record
UCACCAUUGAUGGAAUCUCUGUUUGUAUCUUAUUGACACUUGUUCUUGUUUUUAUUAGUAUUAAAGGCAUGUUUCAUGUUAUGUGAAAAUAAUAAGCAUGAACUCACAUUUAAAUUGCCUUAAAUUUAAAUAGUUAUAUGUACGGCUGAAAUUGUUAUGGUUUUUUUACCACAUAAUACUCUCGCUUCAACAAGUUCAUAAAAGCACUCUAUUCAGUAACAAAGGUCAAUUAACCGUCAAUAACCGCCCGAGAAAUUUAAACUGAUGAAACUGUUGUUACUGCAUGCAACUAUAUAUAAAACCCUCAAAUGCAACAUUCCAAAUUUAUCUUCAUUCAUCAUCAUUGUCCUCUCCCCACCACAUCUCUUUCAAACCCAACAAUGGACCCAACUGAACAACAAGUAGGCAUCAAAGUCUACAAUGCAACUCCACCACCCCAGGUGGCCUCCGACCUUCCACCGCCGGGCGACACGGCGGAUCCUGGCCGGAAGCCGCGGCGUGCCAUGAUGGCGAAGGGCGUCCAGAAGACCCUCUCCAAGACCUCAUUGCUGGGAAACUUCCUCCCCACAGGGACACUCCUAACGUUCGAAAUGGUCCUUCCCUCCAUCUACAAGAAUGGCGAGUGCACUCACGUCAACACCGUGAUGAUCCACCUCCUCCUUUCCCUCUGCGCCCUCUCCUGCUUCUUCUUCCACUUCACCGACAGUUUCCACGGCCCUGAUGGCAACGUGUACUAUGGUUUCGUCACGCCGAAAGGGCUGUCCGUCUUCAAACCGGGGCUCCUUGUGGCGGUGCCGCAGGACGACAAGUAUAAGGUUGGGUUCCAGGACUUUGUUCAUGCUGUCAUGUCAGUGAUGGUGUUCGUGGCCAUUGCUUUCUCCGAUCAUAGAGUCACGAAUUGCUUGUUCCCAGGGCAUGAGAGGGACAUGGCUCAAGUCAUGGAGAGUUUCCCUUUGAUGGUGGGAAUUGUUUGCAGCGGUUUGUUUCUUGUGUUUCCUACUUUCAGACGUGGGAUUGGCUGCAUGUCUUCUUAAUAUGUGUAUGUUUCUGUUGUUUAUGCUGUUGGUGGUGUUUCUUUUGUUUGAUAGUUUACCUUGUUCAUUCAUGUUUGUAUGAAAUUAAUAAUGUAAUGGAGAAGGACAAGGACAAAUAACUAUGUUGUCCCAAUACGUUAUUA